CAUUCAUGCAUCAUCCUUUUCAAUUUGUUAGGACCUUUGUGCUUAAUUAAGUUGAACACUCGGCUGCCUUAAGGCUCUCUCCACCCAACCCAUUUUGGAGACUUUCCGCCUCCGCCGUCUCUCAUCCUCCCACUUUCCGUCCACGGGUGAUCAAAUUCAUUGGGACUGGUCAUUACCGGAGGCCGACGAACGAACGGAGUUGGAUUUAUAUCGGAAAAAAGAUGUGGCGGUGUGUCGCUCGCGGCCUUCGCGUUCCUUCUUCUUCUUCUGGCAAGCGAUCGAUCUCUAAGGACUCGCUUAGAUCUCACAUUACCAGAUUCUUCUCAACCAGCCCGACUUCUUCAUAUACAAUUGUUGAUCACACCUAUGACGCGGUUGUGGUCGGAGCUGGUGGCGCAGGGUUGAGAGCAGCCAUCGGUCUGUCAGAGCAUGGUUUUAACACAGCUUGCAUUACAAAGCUUUUUCCUACCCGGUCGCACACAGUUGCAGCUCAGGGUGGUAUCAAUGCCGCUCUUGGGAAUAUGAGCGAGGAUGAUUGGAGAUGGCACAUGUAUGACACUGUCAAGGGCAGUGACUGGUUAGGUGAUCAAGAUGCCAUUCAGUACAUGUGUCGUGAAGCACCAAAAGCUGUCAUUGAACUUGAGAACUAUGGGCUACCUUUCUCUCGUACAGAGGAUGGGAAAAUCUAUCAGCGAGCGUUUGGUGGUCAAAGUUUAGAUUUUGGAAAAGGCGGACAAGCCUACCGUUGUGCUUGUGCUGCUGACCGAACUGGGCAUGCUCUUCUGCAUACUCUCUAUGGCCAAGCAAUGAAACACAAUACUCAGUUCUUUGUGGAAUAUUUUGCUUUGGACUUGUUGAUGAGUAGUGAUGGAACCUGUCAAGGGGUAAUUGCCCUUAAUAUGGAGGAUGGGACAUUACAUCGUUUCCGUUCCUCUUCAACUAUUCUUGCCACUGGGGGCUAUGGUAGAGCAUACUUCUCUGCGACCUCAGCUCAUACAUGCACCGGAGAUGGCAAUGCCAUGGUUGCAAGAGCUGGACUUCCUCUUCAGGAUCUGGAGUUUGUGCAGUUCCACCCUACUGGCAUAUAUGGAGCUGGAUGCCUUAUUACCGAAGGAUCUCGUGGUGAGGGUGGUAUCCUUAGGAACAGUGAAGGGGAAAGAUUCAUGGAAAGGUAUGCCCCUACUGCUAAGGAUCUUGCUUCAAGAGAUGUUGUUUCAAGAUCCAUGACCAUGGAAAUUCGGGAGGGCCGUGGCGUAGGACCAUUGAAGGACCAUAUCUAUCUGCAUUUAAAUCAUUUGCCACCAGAAGUACUCAAGGAAAGGCUUCCUGGUAUCUCUGAAACUGCUGCAAUCUUUGCUGGAGUAGAUGUUACAAAGGAACCAAUCCCUGUGCUUCCUACUGUUCAUUAUAACAUGGGCGGAAUUCCCACAAAUUAUCAUGGAGAGGUGGUUACUGUGAAAGGCAACGAUGCAGAUGCUGUAAUCCCCGGUUUAAUGGCUGCUGGAGAGGCAGCAUGUGCAUCUGUUCAUGGGGCAAACCGACUUGGUGCAAAUUCUCUUCUUGAUAUUGUUGUUUUUGGUCGUGCUUGUGCCAACAGAGUGGCGGAGAUCCAUACACCAGGGGAGAAACAGAAGCCUUUGGAGGCAAAUGCUGGAGAGAAGACUGUUGCGUGGCUUGACAAGAUUAGAAAUUCAAAUGGAUCACUUCCAACUUCCAAAAUUCGGUUAAAUAUGCAGAGAGUGAUGCAAAAUAAUGCUGCAGUCUUCCGUACACAGGAAACUCUGGAAGAAGGUUGCCAGCUGAUUGACAAAGCCUGGGAUAGUUUCCAUGAUGUUCAGCUGCAAGAUAGAAGUUUGAUAUGGAACUCUGACUUGAUUGAGACGAUAGAACUGGAAAACCUCCUGAUCAAUGCGUGCAUCACAAUGCAUUCUGCCGAAGCUCGGAAAGAGAGCAGAGGAGCACAUGCUCGUGAGGACUUCACUGUGAGUUCAACUCCACUUUUCUGGCUUCAAAUUUUCAUCCUAUACUGGGAAAACGAGAAAGUGCGGCUCGAAUACAGGCCAGUACACAUGAACACAUUAGACGACGAGGUGGAAACGUUCCCACCUAAAGCUCGUGUGUAUUGAUCAUAUAGAUAGUUUCUUUCGCCCGAGUGAGAAUUGGGAAUGAAUGGCCGUUUUACUGGAGUGGCCAACAAAGCAUUGCAAUAAACCCCCCCCCAGGACGCCAAUAAAUGAUAGGACAUGCUGCAAUAAUUUGUUUGUUUGUACUAGGAAGAGCUUCUUUGGCAAGAAAAAAGAUUGGUUGGGUUCAUUCGUCUGGAGAUUACAGCAACGUCUAGGAUCAGAUUUGGUAAAAAGGAUUCGACAAUGUAAGUUUAUAAAAGUUCGUUGUUAGCUUGGUCCCCGAAACGCGGGGUGAUUGUUGUUUACAGUUCUUUCCUUUGUGUCCCAGUCUCUAGCUGAGCAUAAGCUGCAAAAUUUGUGUCGAGCAUGAAUCCAUCGCUUCAUUAUACGUUUAGAUCAGUAUUUGUAUCAGUUUUCAUUCUUAAUGCACUCUUAGCUUUGGACUGUACUCGGCCAAGUUCCACAAAUUUUCAUGGAUGUUUCUCCAAAGGGUAAAUCUCAAAUAUCAACUAAUGCUCAAAAUCGAUCACAAUUCUGA
Messenger RNA from Linum tenue, 2664 nucleotides. The record is from the annotation of a GenBank genome assembly. NCBI's taxonomy places the organism in Eukaryota, Viridiplantae, Streptophyta, Magnoliopsida, Malpighiales, Linaceae.